AUGGACCCAACAGAUCUACUACCGCUGCUUGAGCAGCUGGACGACAAUGUGGAUGAUUUGGAGGCUGUUUUGCAGCCCCUUUUGACCAGCACACUACUCAAAAGCUCAAGUAAACUGCCCGUCAUGGACAAGGCAAAACUUCAUGUGUUGAUCACUUACGCACUUGAAUCACUAAUUUUCUCUUAUUUGCGCCUCCAUGGCGUGGAUGUGAAGCAGCACCCGGUGUUCCGGGAACUGACCCGUGUGAAGCAGUACUUCGAAAAGAUCAAGGUCUUGGAGACUGAGCCUGAGGAACGCUCCAUGACACUUGAUAAGGCAGCUGCAGGAAGAUUUAUCAAACAUGGCCUUGCUGGCAAUGAUAAGUAUGACUUGGAACGAGCAGAAAAGCAAGCUAAAGAGCGAGCUCGUGCUCAGCUGAAAGCCGCUAUGCUUGCCCGAAAGAGCGUCGAGGCCUCGAAAGCUCAGUCCAACGAGGACUCUGACGAUGAUGAUUCCGAGGGGGGUGUGGACGUUGCACCAGCAGCGCCUCAGAUUGACGCCAAUCACACCGGAAAGGCCGAAGCGAAAGAUACCCAAAAGAAGUCUAAGGGAGAUCAUAAAUCGGGCAAUGGAAAAGCAAAGAAAGAAAGGAAAAUGAGCAAGGCGGCACGGCAAGAACAGAAGAAGGAGCGACGGCAGAAGAAGGAGGACCGUCGAAAGGCUAGAAAAGCCGAAUGA
Messenger RNA from Penicillium paradoxum, 717 nucleotides. Its product is annotated as Sas10/Utp3/C1D family protein. Bases 1 to 717 code for a protein of 238 amino acids. Gene Ontology annotation, biological process: maturation of 5.8S rRNA; regulation of gene expression. The record is from RefSeq and is a predicted model, not a curated record. Gene Ontology annotation, molecular function: RNA binding; DNA binding. Gene Ontology annotation, cellular component: exosome (RNase complex); nucleolus. NCBI's taxonomy places the organism in Eukaryota, Fungi, Ascomycota, Eurotiomycetes, Eurotiales, Aspergillaceae. The transcript is spliced from 3 exons.